GGCCGCCACCGCUACUCGAGGCCGGGGAUUGGCAGCGCGCGUAGGCCGCGUCGCCGCGGAUGGAGCCGGAAUAAAGGGGCGGCCGAGAGAGCAGCCGGUCGCCACUCGCCCCGCGCCUGACCCCGCGGCCUGGAGCAGAACCCAUCAUCGGGGAAGGCAGAGCCUUCCUGGCAUUGCGGGCAUCCUGCCUGGAAGACCCCUGUCCUGUAGGCAGAGUCUUGGUUAAUGACUUGGGCCGUCUGACCAGUCCCUCUUCUGUGCCUUGUCUGAGGUCCUUGUCCAUCCCUGAGCCCAGGCAACUUCUCUCUGGGUUGGUCCACUUUAAACGGGGAAACUGAAGCCAUUACUCUCCAAACCCUGUUUCAUCUUCCCAAGCAUGUCAGAAAGCUGGCAGCAGCCACCACAGACGCAGCCGCAGCAGCCACAGCCACCACAACCUCAGCACCACGCGGAGCCACCACCGGCCCUCGCGGAGCAUGCGCUGCCCCCAGGCACAGCGGAGAACCCCCUGGGCUGUGCUGUGUAUGGCAUCCUCCUGCAGCCGGAUGGGGGCCUGCAGCCCCCACAGCACACGUCCCUGCAGGCAGCAGGCGAGCCAGGCCCCAAGUGUGGUGUAUGCGGUCACGACCUGGCACACCUGUCCAGCCCGCAUGAGCACCAGUGCUUGGCGGGCCAUGACCGCUCCUUCCAAUGCACGCAGUGUCUCAAGAUUUUCCACCAAGCUACGGACCUGCUGGAGCAUCAGUGUGUGCAGGCCGAGCAGAAGCCCUUUGUCUGUGGCGUCUGCAAGAUGGGCUUCUCGCUGCUCACCUCGCUGGCACAGCACCACAGCGCACACACUGGCGCCGGUGGCCUCGUGAAAUGUUCCAUCUGUGAGAAGACCUACAAGCCCGCCGAGGUGGCGGAACCCGCGGCCACCGCGGCCCCCUCGCUGCCCCCAGCGCCCCAGCCGCCUCCUGUCGCGCCUGCUGAACAGGCCGACAAGCCCUACAGCUGCCCCAUCUGCCAGAAGCCCUUCAAGCACCUGUCGGAGCUCUCGCGGCAUGAGCGGAUCCACACGGGUGAGAAGCCGUACAAGUGCACGCUGUGUGACAAGAGCUUCAGCCAGUCGUCGCACCUGGUGCACCACAAGCGCACGCACAGCUCAGAGCGCCCCUACAAGUGCGCGGUCUGCGAGAAGACCUUCAAGCACCGCUCCCACCUGGUGCGCCACAUGUACGCGCACUCAGGCGAGCACCACCUGUUCCGCUGCAACGUGUGCGAGCUGCACUUCAAGGAGUCGUCGGAGCUGCUGCAGCACCCGUGCACGCCGAGCGGGGAGCGGCCCUUCCGCUGCGGGGAAUGCCAGAAGGCCUUCAAGCGGCCGUCGGACCUGCGGCAGCACGAGCGCACGCACAGCGCCGAGCGGCCCUUCAAGUGCGACCUGUGCCCCAUGGGCUUCAAGCAGCAGUACGCACUCAUGCGGCACCGGCGCACGCACAAGACCGAGGAGCCCUUCAAGUGCGGCCUGUGCGAGAAGGGCUUCGGGCAGCCCAGCCACCUGCUUUACCACCAGCACGUGCACACUCUGGAGACCCUCUUCAAGUGCCCCGUGUGCCAGAAGGGCUUCGACCAGUCAGCUGAGCUACUGCGGCACAAGUGCCUGCCAGGCGCAACCGAGCGACCCUUCAAGUGCCCGGUGUGCAACAAGGCCUACAAGCGGGCGUCGGCCCUGCAGAAGCACCAGCUGGCCCACUGCUCGGCAGCCGAGAAGCCCCUGCGCUGCACCCUCUGUGAGCGCCGCUUCUUCUCGUCCUCGGAGUUCGUACAGCACCGCUGCGACCCAGCCCGGGAGAAGCCGCUCAAGUGCCCUGACUGCGAGAAGCGCUUCAAGUAUGCAUCAGACCUGCAGCGGCACCGGCGCGUGCACACCGGCGAGAAGCCCUACAAGUGCCCCAAUUGCGACAAGGCCUUCAAGCAGCGUGAGCAUCUCAACAAGCACCAGGGUGUGCACGCCCGCGAGCAGCAGUUCAAGUGUGUGUGGUGUGGCGAGCGCUUCCUGGACGUGGCGCUGCUGCAGGAGCACAGCGCGCAGCACAGUGCCGCUGCCGCCGCUGCCGAGGGUGCCUACCAGGUAGCUGCCUGCCUGCCCUGAGUUCCCGGCCGGCCCACACCAGGCCCGGCUCAGCCCAGCCUCCUCUUCGGAAGUCCUCACCCAGCUCCAUGUUCUGAGACCUUGUGCAUGAGAACAGAAGGGCACUGGGCAAGUGGAGGGGCCUGGUACUCCUGAUUCCCCCUUCCCCCUGGAGGUGGGGGUUCCAGAUUGCUGUGGCUGGUCUUAAUUCCACAAACCACUUUCCCCUUACAGGAUUUGCUUUUUGAGAGCCAUCAGCCUUCCUUGUGUCUGGGGGCCUGGAACCAGACUGGAAGUCAGGUGGCCUCUCUCCACCCCGAGGAGGGGUUGGUGCCAGCCCAGCCCAACCUUCCCAAACCUUUCAGCCUAUUUAGAAACCAGAUGGAUUAGGAAACAGGAUGGUUGUGGUAGGGCCUGGUAGAAGGCCUGGACCAGGAGGUGGGCUGGGUGUAGGGCAUUCCCUUUCAACUUGCUGUUUGAGGGAGAAGGCCAGCUUCGUAAGGUAGUCUUGGAGACAGGAGGGCAGACCCUGAGCCACAGGCCUCCAUCCAGGGGGAAUGCCUCCUCCAGGUUUCUGACAGGUGAGGUGAAUGGGAGGGCUGCACAUCUGUGGGCUGGUCUGCCUGGAGAGCUAUCUGCCUAGCCAGAAGGGAAGAGACAGUUCUCCUGUGACACACUCAGCCAGGACAGUGCCCAGUCUGGACAGUGCUUUCCAUAGGGAAAGAAGGCAAGGCAGCCUUUGUACCGAGAUCUAAUCCUGGUGUUUUGGAAGCACCUCUCCCACCUUUGCAGCAUGGUUCCAAGCUCUGGUGGAAAUGUGCUCUCAGCCAGACAACGGCUGAUGUGAAAGAAGGGAAUUGUCAGACCACCUAGUGCCCCCAGAGGAAACAGUCCCCAAGCCCAUGAUCUUCCCAGUGGAUGCGACAAGUGUCCUCCCCCUUGAAUUAUGUGAACCAAAGCGUCAAAGGCAAGGCCCCAAUCAGCAUCCAGCCCUGUUUCAGGGCCAAGACCAGGCCUGCGUAUUCAGGGUGGGGCAGGUGAAAGGACUGUACAGAGCCCCCCACCCAUGGGAACCCAUCCCCGUCAGGCUGGCUGCUGACCUGGACCCCAAGGAUCUUGCAUUGCCAAGAUGCCCUGAACAAUAUCCAGCUUCUUCCAAGGCCAGAGAAGUCUCCCCUGCGUCCUCCUAGGGUCCCCCAGGUCUCUGGCUGACCACAGGGGUCAUAUUGCUGAGGGAGUCCAGGGCACAGGAAGCAGGCAGCGGAAGAGGCUUGUUAAGGAAAUCAGUAGGUGGAUGGAGUCAACUGGUGUCACUGGGUGGCAUCCCCCUUCAAGUUGCUGUUUGAGGGAGAAGGCCAGCUUCAUAAGGUAGUCUUGGAAACAGGAGAGCAGACCUCCUUGGGAAGCCCAGAGAACUUUCGGUGUCAAAAUGAUGAUUUUGAACCCAGCUUUGCUCCUGCCCUCCUCCAGCCCCCUUCCCUGCUGGUGGGUCUUAAAAGAAGACUAGCCAGUGCAGCAGAGGCCCAGAGGAGCAGAGAGCCCUGUCUUGUCCCAUCUCACCUUAAGAAGUCUGAAAAGUACACGUCCGCCGCCUCCCUCUGACCGGGUUCCCGUCCUGUGCCUGCAGAGGGGCUGGUCCUUCCCCUCGGUGCUGGCUCUCAGUCACAAUGCCUCAGAAGACACGGACCCCAGGCUGACAACAGUCCCAACUGCUAAUGUUUUCCUUUCGUUUUGCUUUUUAAAAGCAGUUGUUAUACUGUUCCUAACAUUGUAUAGUUAAUUUCACGUCAUUUUGGCUCUUCUAUGAAAAUGUGAGAAUUUGGAUUUUUAAAAAGAAUGCCUCCCAUUUUAGAUAGCCCCCUUUAAUGUUAAUAUAUAGUGAGUCCAAUGUAUGCUUUAGAAGUAAAGACAUUGACCAUCACAGACCAAAACACCACAUGUUCUGGUCAUUCUUCCACAGGGGGAGAUGGGACGUGGGGAGGUAGAAGGAGGUGUGCAGGCUUGGGACUGGGACAUAAGGCGGGGUUCAAAUCCUGAGUUUUGAACGUUUUAGUUGUGUGACUUUGGGCAACCACUGGGAACUCCCUCUUUGGGACUCAGUUGCCUGUUUGUGAAAUGGGGAGGUCAGCCCUUGCCUUGCUUGGCUGUUGCAAGAAUUAAAUGGAAUCAUGUAUGGAGGCCGUGGUGGGGACGAUGCUCAUGGCACCAACUGCGGGACACCUGGGACCUUCGGAAAUGGCCCUGCAGCCGCUUGAGCUCUUUGGGGUUUAACCGCAGCCCUGGCAAAGAAGCUGGGCCGGGAGGGACCAGAAGCUCAUGGAGGGACGGAAGCUGGGGACAGCCUGGUAAGCAUGAGAGCUUGCUCAGCCCCGUGGAAAACCAGGGCCCGGCCAGACAGACCCUGGCGCUGAGGAUCAUCGCCUGCUCUUGCCCCACUCCCAUCUCUGUCACACAGCGAUCCAUCCGGCUGUAUGCCCAACCCCGCCGCCUCUCACCUCAGCCCUUCUACACCCCCUUUCCUGUCUCCCAGUGGACCAGCUGCGAUGUGGGCUCCUUCCAUUUCUUAAAGGGAGGGUGGAGGUGGGAGGAGAGGGAGAAACAACCUCCACAGACCUGGGCAUCGGAGAGCAAGUGGAAGGUGGUCAGCAGGAACACAGGAACCCAGGCCACUGAGGCUUAGUGGAAAGGCUGCGGGGACCCCAGAUGUGACUCAGACCCCACACUCAUUCCCUCUGUGUGUUUGGCCAUAGGAGGUUUGGCCUUGAGAAGCCAUGUUGUUCCUUCCUGCAGGUGGCCGCCGCUCGGCAAGAGGACACCCAGAGCCCAUUGUAUCUGUGCCAGGCUCGAAUCCCAGCUUCCCUUCUGACUGAGUGGUCUUAGGCAAAACCUACCCACCUCACCGCGAUGCCUGGAAAGCACUAGCAUGUUUGGUGCUUUAUACCUUCAGGUUGCCCUUCCUGCAUGGAUGACGGUCUGCGUGUGCCAGAGGCUGCUGGAGCCCUGGCUGAGCAUGGCUGAGCUCACAUGGAGCUUGCAAUGACUUUUUUUCCUUUGUCCCCACCCCUACCUCCCCUCACAAAGCAGUGGGGCUCCUACAGCCCCCACUAGCCCUCAGCCUCUGUGCUCCAGCCUGAGCCCAAACCAGGACAGUGGAUGGAGCCCUGGCCUGGGAGCCUAUAUGCUCAGGUUCAAGUACUAGCCCUUUGUUGA
Messenger RNA from Rhinolophus ferrumequinum (greater horseshoe bat), 5323 nucleotides. RefSeq names its product zinc finger protein 319 (gene ZNF319). The record is from RefSeq and is a predicted model, not a curated record. Lineage: Eukaryota; Metazoa; Chordata; Mammalia; Chiroptera; Rhinolophidae. Bases 377 to 2134 code for a protein of 585 amino acids. Gene Ontology annotation, molecular function: RNA polymerase II cis-regulatory region sequence-specific DNA binding; DNA-binding transcription factor activity. The transcript is spliced from 2 exons. Gene Ontology annotation, biological process: regulation of transcription by RNA polymerase II.